Molecule: messenger RNA, 737 nt
Organism: Chrysemys picta bellii (western painted turtle)
Lineage: Eukaryota; Metazoa; Chordata; Testudines; Emydidae
Source: RefSeq, a predicted model, not a curated record
AAUGGAGCUCUGGCUGAUUCACCCCAGCCCUGUCUUUUCCAAUCUCUGGCUUCCAACAACCAUCCACAGAGAAAUUUUCUCCAAGGUUCCCUGAUCCCAUCACUGACCGGAGCCGACCCAAAAACGAUGGAGGACAAAACCUCAGCUCAGCCCAGUCCUAAAGGAAGAGGAUGCAGCGACUUGGAGGAGUUCCGCUCUCACCUGCGGCAACAUUUGUGUUAUACACAAAACAAUCAGCCAGCAGAGGGUUCCAGCUGCAAACUCUGCCCCAAGGACUGGCUGCUGCAUGGGGACAAAUGUUACUGGUUUUCUACAGUUUUUAAAACCUGGGAGUGGAGCCGUGACGACUGUUUAAUGAAGAGAGCACAACUGCUAGUGAUCCAUGACCGGGAGGAGAUGGCGUCCAUAUGGAAUAUUACACGGGACCAACAUCAGGUGUGGAUUGGACUUAACAUCGCAUCCCCAGGGAGGACGUGGACCUGGCAGGAUGGAUCCCCGUUAAAUCAAACACUGUUACCAAUUUCGGAUCCUGAGAAAGAGAACAACUGUGGCUCUGUGAAGAAAAACAAGAUCCUUUCUGAAAUCUGCCAAACUGAGUCGAAAUGGAUUUGCCAGAAAGCAGCUGUCCUAGUUUAAGGAGACGGAUUUGUGAGCUCUGUUUGCACAGGAGGAAUGUAAAAAGCUCUGUGUGUUUCAUCGUUAUUUCAGCUAUUAAAAACGACGGGUGAGAUGCUCAG